This is a messenger RNA of Saccostrea echinata, 990 nucleotides long. Its product is annotated as thrombospondin-2-like. The transcript has 5 exons. The record is from RefSeq and is a predicted model, not a curated record. Lineage: Eukaryota; Metazoa; Mollusca; Bivalvia; Ostreida; Ostreidae. Bases 1 to 990 code for a protein of 329 amino acids.
AUGAUAAAAAGGGGAUGUUUUUGUGUGUGUGCUUUCUUAGUAGUAUCGCUUAGUAAUUGUCUAAACACAGCCACGAGUUGUUUAACACCCAAACCAGACUACAUAAGUGGAAAGAAACUCUCCGUCUACCCAAUCAAGCUUUUUGACAGGAUAGGUCUGAAUUUGUGUUUCAAGGAAUGCCAGGCUCAUGGUGGAUGCCUUUCAGCAAACUUUGACCGAAAACACUUAACCUGUCAAUUGCUAAGUAGUAAGAAAAGUGACACUAAGCCAUUGAUAGAUGAUGUGGAUUUUUUUCACAUGGAGCUACCAGACAUUCCUGAUGGAAAAAAGAAGAUGUGUGGCGAGGUUUCAUGCAACAAUUACUCAACUUGUAUAAUCACAACUUUUAAUAAAAGCGUUUGUAUAAAAACAGACUGUGCAGAGUCUCUUCCAAAUUUGACAAACGGAAAGGCAAUUAUUCGGACGAAUAAUCCGAUAUCGGCUACAUUUGGCUGCAACACUGGAUUCACUGGUGUUGGUUCUACAAAUACCAUUAACUGCGCACCUGGAGGAAGAUGGACAUUGUUAUCUUACAGAUGUGAGCCCCCAGUUCACGGAGGCUGGAGUAGUUGGAGUGGAUGGAAUACGUGCUCUAAGACAUGUGGGAGUGGAACAAAAGUCCGAUCACGUAGCUGUAAUAAUCCAAGUCCAAUAUACGGAGGGAACUACUGCACCGGAAGUUCAAUAAACACAGCAUUGUGCAGCACGAACAGCUGUCCAAUUGAUGGGGGCUGGAGCUCUUGGGGAGGCUGGUCAUCCUGCUCAAAAACCUGUGAUACUGGGAGCAAGUCUAGAAGCAGAAGCUGUAGCAACCCUUACCCCCAGUAUGGAGGGGCCGGCUGCAGUGGCUCGUCACAGGAGAGUACGAACUGUUUCAAAGAGGAAUGUGGUAAUUCGCAUAAUGAUGAAUUUAGAGUUAUAUCUUCAGUUCAUCUCUAUCUCUAUUUGUAA